This is a messenger RNA of Cannabis sativa, 1854 nucleotides long. RefSeq lists its product as uncharacterized. NCBI's taxonomy places the organism in Eukaryota, Viridiplantae, Streptophyta, Magnoliopsida, Rosales, Cannabaceae. Bases 1 to 1854 code for a protein of 617 amino acids. The record is from RefSeq and is a predicted model, not a curated record. The transcript has a single exon.
AUGGGCCAGUGCCCACAUCAUGGAUACGAAAGUUGGCGUCUUGUCAGCUAUUUCUACGACGGUCUCACAGCCGACAAAAGACAAUUCGUACAAAUGAUGUGCAAUGGCGACUUCCUUCAGAAAGAUCCCGAAGAAGCUUUGGAAUAUCUUGAAGAAAUCUCUGAAAAAUCCUACACGUGGAGUGCACCAAGUCCUACGGAUAAGCCACGAACAGCCGGAGUCUACCAAUUGAAGGAUGAGGACAGUGUGAAAGCUCAACUUGAAGCUCUGAAAAAACAAUUUGAGACUUUCAAAACUCAAGAAGGUAAAGCACUCCAAAUGGUUGCAAAAGUGGAAAAGCAAGAACCAUGCUUCAUUUGUGGAGGGACUGAUCAUCAACCACAAGAGUGCCCUAAUCUUAGUAUGUUGAGGGGAGGAGAUGAGGAACAAUGUAAUGCCUUAGGGGAUUACAAGAAGCCUUAUAAUGCCUACUCCAACACAUACAAUCCUGGUUGGCGUAACCAUCCCAAUUUCAGUUGCAAGGAUACAAGUCAAAAUCAAGCAUCUGGGAGCCAAUGGAAACCUGAUCAACAAAAUAAUUCUCUUGAGAAUUCCAUGAAAAUUCUAGCAGACUCUCAACUAGAGUUCAGGACUUAUUUUGCUCAGGUGAUAGAGGAAUUGAAGGACAUAAAGAUUCAAUUAACAAAGUUAAAUGAUUCUUCAGCCAUUCAAGAGCGUGGUAAGCUUCCCGCUCAACCUCUAAUCACUCCCAAAGGGCAACAUAUGGCACAAACCUCUACUUCUUCAGAGUCUAAUCUAAAGGGGGUUAAUGCCAUUACUACUCGAAGUGGUCAAAGAACAAUAUCACCAUUACCUAAGACCACUAGUGUACCAAUGCCCGCUCCAGAUGUUGAUGUGCCACAGAACCUUCCAGUGAAGGUGCCCUUCCCUCAGGCUUUGAAAUCUUCUAGGAAGGUACUGGAAAAUCAAGGUGAAAUCCUAGAAAAUUUAAAACAAGUGAAGAUCAACCUGCCUCUCUUGCAUGUGAUCAAACAAGUACCAGCAUAUGCCAAGGUCAUCAAGGAUUUAUGCACCAUGAAAAGAAAGCACCAUGUCAAGAAAACUGCAUUCUUGACAGAACAAGUAAGUGCGGUGAUCGAACAAAAGAUACCGAUCAAAUACAAAGAUCCAGGUUGUCCUACUAUUGCUUGCCAAAUUGGGACACAAGGAUUUGGUCAAGCUCUCCUAGACUUAGGCGCAAGUGUUAAUCUCAUGCCUUAUUCAAUUUACUUGCAACUAGGUUUAGGAGAAAUAAAGCCCACAUCUGUGGUGCUACAAUUGGCUGACCGCUCAAUCAAAAAGCCACGAGGAAUAGUUGAAGAUGUCUUGAUUAAAGUUGGAAAAUUCUAUUACCCCACUGACUUUUUGAUUUUGGACACUCAGUCUGAGGUUAAUAUUGAGUCAAAAAUUCCCAUCAUUCUCGGUAGGCCUUUCCUUGCAACAGCCAAUGCUCUCAUUAACUGUAGGAAUGGUCUCAUGAAAUUAUCUUUUGGGAAUAUGACUAUGGAGGUCAACAUUUUUCAUGUUGCGAAACAACCACCAGACGAGGAGGAAGAUUGCUAUCAUACUGACGUGAUAGACACAAUUGUUGAGGAGGAAGUUCUUAUUCAUGAUGAUUCUGAUUCUUUAAAUGAUCUCCUCCAUGACUUUGAUACUGAAAAUAUGCUUUAUCCACCCGAGGAAGCCAAUAUUUCUUCUAUUCUUGAGAUGUCCCAGGAUGAAGCAUCACCGUCUCAAUAUGAGAAUUUGCGAUUCCAGACCCGAUCUAUGAAACGCUUCUUCGGGUCCAUGUGCGAUAUUGACAAAUUUUGGUAA